Messenger RNA from Centropristis striata (black sea bass), 726 nucleotides. It is a transcript of the gene cimip5, whose product is annotated as chromosome 16 C2orf50 homolog. The transcript has 3 exons. NCBI's taxonomy places the organism in Eukaryota, Metazoa, Chordata, Actinopteri, Perciformes, Serranidae. The record is from RefSeq and is a predicted model, not a curated record. Bases 65 to 532 code for a protein of 155 amino acids.
UCUCUUCACACUCAGCUCACUUUUCCUUCAACCACUUUUAAAACCUAGUUAGUUACGACAAAAAAUGGACUUGAACACUGUCCGGCGUGUGUCCUCUGCGGGCUACCGGUUACCGGAACGAGCCAACGGGACUAGACCGAAAACAACCCAGCCUCCACCACCGGCGGACCGGGCGCACCACGCUAGAGGAGACGCGGUGUCCGCGGAGCUGAACAUGGACCGGAGUGACCCGGUUAAACAGGACCAAGUGUGGAAAGAGAUGGUGUGCAGUGAGAGGAGAGGAGUCAAAGAAUGGGAGAAGAACUGGAACUUUCUCAGGAACUAUGAUCAGCUGGGGCAGCUGAAGUCAGAGGAGCCUCUUCCCAGCUACGUGCCGCUCUUCUCUGACCGCGUCCCCAACACCACCAACCAGAUGUUUGGCAGCAGACUGUCCACUCCACUGGGGAAGGAACUGGUCAGACUGGACAGGCUGCUACUCUGGUCUGGAGGCAAUCACAAACGCAAGCUGGAUCCAGAAAUGAUGCCCUGCUAGACCGAUAUGAAGACGGGUCACUUCUGGACGUCAGGUCUUUUUUUUUUUUUUAAAUGUACCCUUAACUCUAAAAAACUGGGGGCUGCAGUGUCCUCGUGGAGCUUGGAGUGUGGAUCUUAGGUCAAAUAUACAAACUUAGAAGCCAUAUCAGGGAGAGAGUCUGGACUUAUAAUAGAAAGUUAUGUUUGCGAGCU